Messenger RNA from Rhagoletis pomonella (apple maggot), 1938 nucleotides. RefSeq names its product WD repeat-containing protein 55 homolog. Lineage: Eukaryota; Metazoa; Arthropoda; Insecta; Diptera; Tephritidae. Gene Ontology annotation, molecular function: protein binding. The record is from RefSeq and is a predicted model, not a curated record. The transcript is spliced from 2 exons. The coding region runs from base 200 to 1723 and encodes 507 amino acids.
UUUAUCGACGCCUCAUGUGAGAUAAAUAUUUUAUUUUGACCAGUUGUACUACAUUCAUGUCAUUGUUUAAUAUUUGCUUGGAAUAGUUAAUUUCACGUUUUAAAUUGUGCAACUCUAAUCAGAGGUCCGAGUGGCGAUCGAUCGACUUUCUGCCUUUCAUAUACCUUGUUACUUAAACAUACCAAAAUCACCGCCCAAAAUGAGGACGCGGGAAAUUUUCAAAACUCCUGGUGAGGGAUCGGAAUCGGAUGAGCUCGAUGAACUAGCUGCUGUUGAGGAAGCUGAGGAUGUGGUUGCGUUCGAAGUUAACAUUGAGGAACCAUUCGAAUCAGAAGAUUCUGAAGUAGAGUAUAGUAUACCAUACGGCAGUGCCAUCGGAGCUCAUGAUGAGUCGGAUGAAGACUCAGACUUUGACCCAGAUGCGGAAGAGGACAGUUCUGAUUUCCAGCCAGAUGACUCAGAUGAUUCUAUGUCGGAGUCGGAUAAUAAAGCGGAGGUGAUAAGAAAUAAAGCUGGCAAUUUAUCGAAACAGGAAACACAUAAUGCAAAUACGACCGGUGAUGCCGGUCCGAGCUCAAGUGGUGUUGGAAGGAGUAAUCAAGAAGGUGAUGAUGUUAGUAAUGUACUAGAACUUAACGAAGACGAGGAGGACGAUGAGACUGUGCGCGCCAUCAUUGCAGCAAUUAAAAAACCACGCACGGCACCACCAGAAAUUAAAUUGGAUGAUUUCAUUACGGACAUUUGUUUUCACCCGGAACGUGAUAUCAUAGCACUCGCUACAAUAACCGGCGACGUGUGCCUUUAUGAAUAUGGUAACGAUGGCAAUACACUGCUGCGAAAUAUUGAAAUACACGCCAAAGCAUGUAGAGACGUCGAAUUCACAGAAGAUGGUAAAGAUUUGCUUACCUGUUCAAAAGACAAAUCUAUUAUGGUUACCGACAUGGAGACAGAGAAACUAAAAAAGUUCUAUGAAAGCGCACACGACGAAGCCAUAAAUAAGCUGCAUGUCAUUGACGAACACCUCUUUGCCACAGGAGAUGAUGGUGGUACAGUAAAGCUUUGGGAUCUGCGUACUAAAGAUUCGAUUUUUGCCCUGAAAGAAGUUGAAGAUUUUAUUUCGCAUAUGCUGACAAACGACGCAAAAAAGCUUUUGUUAGUCACUAGUGGCGACGGCUACCUCACAACGUUAAAUAUAGGAGCGCGUAAACUUUACGUACAAUCUGAACCGUAUGAGGAGGAGCUACAUAGCAUGGGAACAUUUCGUGGUAAUUCAAAACUAGUCGUAGGCACAUCCAAAGGUCGCCUUUACACAUUUAAUUGGGGCCAAUUCGGUUAUCACUGCGACAUGUAUCCUGGCAUAAAAACGCCUAUUAGCGAAAUGAUACCCAUCACCGAUCGCAUUAGUUGUGUGGCAGGUGAAGAGGGUAUCAUACGUGCUUGCCAUAUUGCGCCCUUUCGUAAUCUUGGCAUUGUGGGGCAGCACAAUAUGCCUAUUGAAAAUCUGGAUGUGAGUAAUAAUGGUGAAUUAAUUGCCUCAUCGUCGCACAACAAUGAUGUACGAUUUUGGAAUGUGAAAUAUUUUGAAGAUUUUGGUGACAUAAAGUACAAUGAAAAGCAUAAUACGUUCAAGGAUAAGCGUCACAAUUUGCCCUCGUCUAAGUUUACAAAUGCCGGAGACUUCUUCGCCGACUUGGCAAAAUCGGGCAGUGAUGAUAACGAAUGAAUGACCACGACAGGGACUGUCAUUCGAGCGUAGUUGCCCAUAAACAUGCAGGGGAAUUUGUUUGCUUUACAACAACAACAAUGAAUGAAAUAAAUUGUAAAAGAGUAUAUUAACAUAUACUAUGUAAUGUAUAAGGAAAUUGAUGUAUGUACUGUAAUUUUUUUUAAGGAGUCACGUUAAAAUAAUAAUUAAAAGAACAGAAAAUUAGAACUUUA